AUGGAGCAGUCUAUGCGGAAAGAAACAGAGGGACAGAGUGGACAUCUCAGUUCCCUCAGUGAAAAGGAAUGUUUGGCAAAGAAGAAGUACACCACACAUACCAGUGGAGAUGUCUUGAUUGCUGGGAUUUUCCCAUUCACCUACACAGAAUUAGAACAUACCCAAGAUAACUAUUUUCAGGUGAGCCAUCAGUCAGGAUAUCAAUGCCCAUCUGUAUCAGAACUAAUUCUUAAUGGAGAGAUGCAGUUACUAUUUCAAAUACAUUCUGGGUCAGAAUUUCAUCUUGUUUUAGCCUUGGCUUUUGCUAUUGAAGAGAUCAACAAAAAUCCUCAUCUCCUGCCCAACACCACUCUGGGAUUUUCUACCUAUUCAAUUGGACAAAGAGACGUGAUGCCUUUUAGGAAUCUUAUGUUUAGCAUCUCUGGGAAGGACUUUAUUAUUAAUUAUAUCUGCAAGAGAGACAGUCAGACCAUAGUAGCACUGACUGGACCAGCAGGCACUGUCUCUUCCCAAUGUGCAACAUUGUUGGACCUCUACAGAUUUCCCCAGCUUAACUUCGGGCGUUUUGAUCCUGUCCUGAGUGACCAUCGCCUGUUUCCUUCUAUCUAUAAGAUGGCCCCCAAGGACACAUCUCUAGCUUCUGCUAUGGUUUCCUUGAUGGCUCAUUUUGGCUGGAACUGGGUGGGUCUGGUGAUCUCAGAAGAUGAGACUGGAAUGGCAAUGCUGUCCCAAUUGAGAGAAGAAAUGAACAAGCACAGAGUCUGUGCAGCUUUUGAACACAUGGUAUCAACUGCUUUCUUUAACAAUGCAGUAGAAAAUUUAUCCUCUCAUCGGAAAAUUGCAAAAUGGAUGACAAAUGUGUUUGUCAUUUAUGGUGACAAUGAUUUGUUGCUAAUUGUAUUAAACGCUGUAGGCAGAUAUUUAACUGUAGGGAAAGUAUGGGUCAUAAACUCCCUCAGUACAUUAAUACUUACGAUGAGAUCUUAUUUGUCAACUGUAAUCCAUGCACCUCUUAUUUUUUCACAACAUCAUGGAGAGAUUUCUGGUUUCAACAAUUUUAUCAAAACAGCUAACCCAUCUAAAUAUCCAGAAGACUAUUACCUUGCUUUGGUGUGGAUUCGAUCUUUUAAUUGCACAUUUUCUGAGUCUAGUUGUGUGACUUGGAAGAACUGUCCAGCCAAUGCCUCCUUGGAAUGGCUGCCUAGGUACCUUUUUGAUAUGGUCGUGUUGGAAGAGAGUUACAAUAUAUAUAAUGCUGUGUAUGCUGUGGCUCAGGCCCUUCAUGAGAUGCUUGCUGCUCAUGCAGAGACCCAGGCAGUGGGAAAUGGGACACAUCUUGUGUUUUCCCCUUCACAGCUCCACCCCUUUCUGAAGAACAUCCAUUUCAACAAUCCUGCUGGAGACCAAGUGAUUUUGGAUGAGCCCAAGAAAUUGGAGGCAGAGUAUGACAUUGUGAACCUUUGGAAUUUUCCAGAAGGUCUUAGGCAAGCAGUGAAAGUGGGAAAGUUUUCAGCAUAUGAACCACCUGGUCAUCAAUUAUCACUAUCUGAAGAUAUGAUAGAAUGGCCCGAACCAUUUACAGAGACUCCUACCUCUGGCUGCGGUUGGCAUUGUCGUCCUGGAUUCAGAAAAGCCCUUCGUGAGGGACAGGCUCCCUGUUGCUUUCAUUGUCUCACUUGCCCUCAGAAUGAGAUUUCUAACAGGACAGAUAUGGAGCAGUGUGUGAGGUGCCCCGAUCACCAGUAUGCCAACGAACAGAGAAGUAUCUGCCUGCCCAAAUCUGAGAGCUUUCUGGAUUAUAAAGACCCUUUGGGGAUGGCUCUGGUCUGCUUAGCUCUCUUCCUCUCUGCAAUUACAAUGGCCAUUAUUGGUAUUUUUGUGAAGCACAAUAAUACUCCCAUUGUCAAGGCCAACAACCGAGCUGUCAGCUACAUCUUGCUCAUCUCUCUUAACUAUUGUUUCCUUUGCUCCUUGCUCUUCAUUGGACAUCCCAACACAGCCACUUGUAUCCUCCAGCAGACCACAUUUGGAGUGGUGUUCACGGUGGCUGUUUCCAGUGUUUUGGCCAAAACUAUUACUGUGGUUCUGGCCUUCUCUGUCACUUCUUCAGGACAUAGGAUGCGGCAGUGGCUGGUGUCUGGAAUGCCCAACUUCCUCAUUCCCAUCUGUACCCUGAUCCAACUCGUUCUCUGUGGAAUCUGGUUGGGGACUUCUCCUCCCUUCAUUGACACAGACGCACUCUCUGAACAUGGCCACAUCAUCAUCCUGUGCAACAAAGGCUCAGCCACUGCUUUCUACUGUGUCUUGGGAUACUUGGGCUCCCUGGCCCUGGCAAGCUUCACUGUGGCUUUCUUGGCCAGGAACCUGCCUGACACCUUCAAUGAGGCCAAGUUUCUGACCUUCAGUAUGUUGGUGUUCUGUAGUGUCUGGGUCACCUUCCUGCCUGUCUACCACAGCACCCAGGGGAAGACCAUGAUGAUUCUUGAAGUCUUCUCCAUCUUGGCCUCCAGUGCUGGGCUGCUAGGCUGCAUCUUUGUCCCUAAGUGCUACAUCAUCUUGUUAAGGCCAGAUAGAAACUCCCUGCAUGGUAUCAGGGGCGAAACACAUUCUGGGAGAAAGAAGCCAUCUUAA
Dipodomys spectabilis (banner-tailed kangaroo rat) is the source of this 2631-nucleotide messenger RNA. Its product is annotated as vomeronasal type-2 receptor 116-like. Gene Ontology annotation, cellular component: membrane. The transcript is spliced from 8 exons. Gene Ontology annotation, molecular function: G protein-coupled receptor activity. The coding region runs from base 1 to 2631 and encodes 876 amino acids. Gene Ontology annotation, biological process: G protein-coupled receptor signaling pathway. NCBI's taxonomy places the organism in Eukaryota, Metazoa, Chordata, Mammalia, Rodentia, Heteromyidae. The record is from RefSeq and is a predicted model, not a curated record.